AUGGUCCAUGUCGGGCCGCAGAAAACGGGCACCACAGCCAUUCAAGACUUCUUGGAUCAGAAUGCCGAUUGGCUGCGCACCCAGGGCUUGAGUGUGGGCUUCCAUGGUUUCCCACAUGCCAACUGCCUACAUCAUUGCCAAGCCACUGCUCUUUACCUGCACUGUAAGCGGCAAGUCGACUUGGCAUCUCAGGGUGUGGUAAAGGAGCAGAAUGACAACUGCAGCUUCCUCCAGUCGAAGCUUAACUCAUCGAAGUUGGUGGUCUUGUCUUCUGAAGCCUUCACGAAGUUUGACCACGGAACUUGGCGAUGCUUCAAGGCCCAAGUUGGUGCUGACACGUGCCUCUCUGCAGUGGUCUUCCACCGGAAUGCAGCUGACUGGGUUGCAUCACAGUGGUCACAAGCGAGCACGUAUGACAGCACUCCGGUGGCAUUGUCGACCUACUUGGCUCAGAGCGCGCGAGAUCCCGCCCAUGCAGAGGGCGACGUGGACGGACAGCUGAAGCUGCUCAACAAGUUGCAAGUCUUCGAAAAGGUUAUUCCUGUGUCCUAUGACUAUUUGAAGGAGGUGAACUGUAGCGGUGCGGCUUUUUUAAUCUGCAAUGCAAGUCUUGGCUUGGCAGGCAAGAAGUGGCUGCAAUGCAAGAGGUCCGUCGACAUUCGCCAGACUUUUCCAAACAAGUCCCCACCGCGUGCAGCGAUCGAUGUAGUUCGGCUGGCACGAGAUUUUUACGAAAUAAAGCAAGCGAUGCAGAGAAACAGCUCAUGGUGCAAACCCUGGCCGAUCACGAAGAUGAGCAAGUUCUUGUUUUAUCAUCCUGAAACGGUUCCGAUCUCCCGAAAUCCUGCUGUCGUGGAGGCGGCGAAACACAUCCCAGUGAAGUGUGAAAGAUUGGAUGGCUUGUUCCAUCACGAGACUGUGAGAUGGUUUUCGCGAACAGGUGCCAAGAGGCCCCGGUCUCGCUCUAGACCCAUUUGCACUGCAGAUGUUGCUUCCUUCGAGGCGAAGCACUGGCGGUCGAUCGGCAAGAUUGCACCCGAUUGCUAG
This is a messenger RNA of Symbiodinium necroappetens, 1047 nucleotides long. NCBI's taxonomy places the organism in Eukaryota, Dinophyceae, Suessiales, Symbiodiniaceae. The record is from the annotation of a GenBank genome assembly.